Molecule: messenger RNA, 1802 nt
Organism: Drosophila arizonae
Lineage: Eukaryota; Metazoa; Arthropoda; Insecta; Diptera; Drosophilidae
Gene: Cat
Product: Catalase
Biological process (GO): hydrogen peroxide catabolic process; response to hydrogen peroxide
Cellular component (GO): cytoplasm; mitochondrion; peroxisome
Molecular function (GO): heme binding; catalase activity
Source: RefSeq, a predicted model, not a curated record
UGUUUUAGUUAACAAAAUUAGCCGCACAUCAGAAUCAACGCGAGAAACUUUUAAGUGAUUAAAGUAUACUCAAAAUUUUUGGUUAUUAAAAGUAAAUAAAUAGGGAAAUCAAAAUGGCUACACGCGAUGCUGCUUCAAAUCAAUUGAUUGAUUAUAAGAACUGCCAAAAGGAAUCCGCAGGCGUAGUUACUACAGGCAGUGGCGCACCCAUUGGCAUUAAGGAUGCAACGCAAACGGUUGGUCCUCGCGGUCCGAUUCUGUUACAAGAUGUCAAUUUCCUAGACGAAAUGGCUCACUUUGAUCGCGAACGCAUUCCGGAGCGAGUGGUUCAUGCCAAGGGCGGCGGUGCAUUUGGUUACUUUGAAGUUACUCACGACAUCACUAAGUAUUGCGCUGCCAAAAUGUUUGAGAAGGUCAAAAAGCGUACCCCUGUAGCCGUUCGUUUCUCAACGGUGGGCGGCGAAAGCGGGUCUGCGGAUACGGUACGGGAUCCUCGAGGAUUUGCUGUUAAAUUUUAUACGGAUGAUGGUAUAUGGGAUCUAGUGGGCAACAACACGCCCAUUUUCUUUAUACGCGAUCCUAUACUAUUUCCCAGUUUCAUACAUACCCAGAAGCGGAACCCGCAGACGCACUUGAAGGAUGCCGAUAUGUUUUGGGACUUCCUGACCCUGCGCCCUGAAUCCACCCACCAGGUUUCGUUCCUGUUCAGUGACCGCGGAACACCUGACGGAUUUUGCCAUAUGAAUGGCUAUGGAUCCCACACCUUUAAGUUGGUCAAUGCCAAGGGUGAGCCUGUUUACGCAAAGUUCCACUUCAAGACAGAUCAAGGCAUUAAGAACUUGGAUGUGAAGACCGCAUCGGAUCUAGCGUCGAGUGACCCGGACUAUAGCAUACGUGAUUUGUACAAUCGCAUCAAGACCUGCAAAUUUCCCAGCUGGACAUUUUAUAUUCAGGUGAUGACCUUCGAGGAGGCCAAGAAGUUCAAGUACAAUCCGUUUGAUGUGACCAAGGUUUGGUCUCACAAGGAGUACCCAUUGAUACCAGUGGGAAAAAUGGUGCUAGAUCGCAAUCCGAAGAACUACUUUGCCGAGGUAGAGCAAAUUGCGUUUAGCCCCGCGCAUUUGGUGCCUGGGAUUGAGCCAUCGCCGGACAAGAUGUUGCAGGGCCGUCUAUUCUCUUACUCCGAUACACAUCGUCAUCGCUUGGGACCUAACUAUUUGCAAAUACCAGUCAAUUGUCCAUAUCGCGUUAAGGUCAAUAAUUAUCAACGCGAUGGCCUCAUGAAUGCUACCGAUAAUCAGGAUGGAGCUCCCAACUAUUUCCCAAAUUCGUUCAAUGGGCCGCAAGAAUGCGCAAGAGCUCGUGCCUUGUCUACUUGUUGCCCGGUGACCGGCGACGUUUAUCGCUAUAGCAGCGGUGACACGGAGGACAAUUAUGGUCAGGUCACCGAUUUUUGGGUGCAUGUCCUCGACAAUUGUGCUAAAAAACGUCUAGUGCAGAACAUAGCCGACAAUUUAAGCAACGCUAGUCAGUUCCUGCAAGAGCGUGCAGUUAAGAACUUUACGCUGGUGCACGCCGAUUUCGGGCGCAUGCUUACCGAGGCCCUCAAUCUAAUUAAGUCCUCGAAGUUCUAGAUGUUUGACUUAAUUUGCGCAUAGGUCAGCGUUUUGCUUUUUAAAUCUAGCUUUCUACUGAUCCAACUAUCAGUUCUUUGGUUGCGGAAAAUUUUUUUUGGUUCUGAAUAAUAUUUACCCCUCCCCACUCGUGUGCCUUGUUUUUAUAUGGUAAAAAUUAGCAAUAAA